Messenger RNA from Drosophila sulfurigaster albostrigata, 1737 nucleotides. It is a transcript of the gene bb8, whose product is annotated as glutamate dehydrogenase, mitochondrial. Gene Ontology annotation, cellular component: mitochondrion. Lineage: Eukaryota; Metazoa; Arthropoda; Insecta; Diptera; Drosophilidae. Gene Ontology annotation, molecular function: L-glutamate dehydrogenase (NAD+) activity. Gene Ontology annotation, biological process: L-glutamate catabolic process. The record is from RefSeq and is a predicted model, not a curated record. The transcript has 3 exons. Bases 108 to 1715 code for a protein of 535 amino acids.
CUUGCCUUGAAAAAUUGUUUUAAAAUUCUUGCAAAGUAACAGUUUUCUUUAAAAAUCUGAAUGAAAUUGAAUAUUUAACAAAAUUUUACUUUGUAAAGUAUGCGAUAAUGUUUCGUGGAAUUGCCAAUGCUCUCUUAAAUGGACGCCACCAGGCGCCUCCACAAGUGCAGAAGCGAUCUGAGCACAAAAUGCCAGAGAAACUUCAGAAAAUCGCUACGGACAAGGACCCAGAGUUCUCCGCGAUGGUGCUGUAUUAUUAUCACAGAGCUGCCCAGACAAUGGAGAAGGAACUGGUCAAGGAAAUGGAUAAGUAUAACCAUUUGAAGCCCGAGCACAAGCAAGCCCGAGUCUCUGCAAUCCUCAACUUAAUUGGAAGUGUCUGCACCUCGAUAGAAGUCAGUUUCCCCAUCAUAAAAGCCAAUGGCACCUAUGAGAUCAUCACCGGAUAUCGAGCGCAUCACGUGAGGAAUCGAUUGCCGCUAAAAGGAGGCAUUCGCUUUGCUAUGGAUGUGGAUGAAGCCGAAGUCAAGGCACUCGCCUCCAUCAUGACAUUCAAGUGUGCCUGCGUCAAUCUGCCUUAUGGCGGAUCCAAAGGAGGUGUCCGCAUCGAUCCUGCCAAGUAUACAGUUGGCGAGUUGCAGACGAUCACGAGACGAUAUACGAUGGAACUCCUCAAGAGAAAUAUGAUUGGACCCGGCAUUGAUGUGCCUGCACCCGAUGUCAACACCAGUCCACGUGAGAUGAGCUGGAUAGUCGAUCAGUACACCAAGACCUUUGGCUACAAGGAUAUCAAUGCGGCAGCUAUUGUAACUGGGAAGCCGGUUCACGUGGGUGGGAUUAAUGGAAGAAACUCGGCAACAGGACGAGGCGUGUGGAAAUCAGGCGACUUAUUCCUACAGGACAAAGAAUGGAUGGACAUGAUUGGUUUGAAGACAGGCUGGAAGGACAAGAAGGUUAUUGUUCAGGGCUUCGGCAACGUCGGUUCCUUUGCCGCAAAGUUUGUCCACGAAGCAGGCGCUAAAGUCAUCGGAAUCCAGGAGAUGGGCUUUAGUCUUGUGAAUAAGGAUGGAAUGGAUAUUAACGAUGUUAUAAAAUUCAAGGAGGAAAAGAAGACCAUAAAGGGAUAUCCAAAGGCGAAGGCAUCCAAGGGAUCACUCCUAACUGCAGAAUGUGAUAUCCUGAUGCCUUGUGCAACCCAGAAAGUUAUUACUAGUGAGAAUGCCAAGGAUAUUAAAGCUAAGCUGAUCCUGGAAGGAGCCAAUGGACCAACCACACCAGCUGGAGAAAAGAUUCUGCUGGACAAAGGCGUCUUAAUAGUUCCCGAUCUGUAUUGUAAUGCUGGGGGUGUGACAGUGUCCUACUUUGAGUAUCUCAAGAACAUCAAUCAUGUAUCCUAUGGUAAAAUGCAGUCGAAGACCAUUUCGCGGAUUAUUGUCGAGAUCGUCAACUCGAUGAAUGAAUCUCUUAGUGUUUGCGGAGAAGGUGAAUUUCCCACAAUCAAGGCGAAUAAGAAACUCAAGUUAAUUCGCGACUGCACCAAGGAAGCCGAUAUUGUUGAUGCAGCUCUACAGACUGUGAUGGAAUCGGCUGCCGAAGGCAUCAAGAUGACAGCUCACACUUUUGAACUGUGCAACGAUCUACGAACUGCUGCCUACAUCUGGUCCAUUUUCAAGAUUUUCCGUGCUCUGGAAAGCUCUGGCAUAUCGCAGCAGUAGAUUCUGAAAAUUUUAAAAUAAA